Messenger RNA from Hippopotamus amphibius kiboko, 526 nucleotides. RefSeq names its product S100 calcium binding protein A6 (gene S100A6). The record is from RefSeq and is a predicted model, not a curated record. Gene Ontology annotation, cellular component: nucleus; cytoplasm; perinuclear region of cytoplasm. The transcript has 3 exons. NCBI's taxonomy places the organism in Eukaryota, Metazoa, Chordata, Mammalia, Artiodactyla, Hippopotamidae. Gene Ontology annotation, molecular function: S100 protein binding; calcium ion binding. The coding region runs from base 166 to 438 and encodes 90 amino acids.
GGCGCGGCGCGGGGCGGGCCGUGGGCGGUGGCGGAGGGGGCGGCCCUCGCCGAGCCGGCCUCCCUGACGCGCGCCUAUAAGGCUGGCGGGCCGGCCCCACAGCCAUCCCCUCGGCCGCUCCCUUCUCGCGUCUCUGCAGCCGCGCUCCGAGCCCAGCCUUCAGCCAUGGCAUGCCCCCUGGAUCAGGCUCUGGGCCUCCUGGUGGCCAUCUUCCACAAGUACUCUGGCCGGGAGGGUGACAAGAACACGCUGAGCAAGAGCGAGCUGAAGGAGCUGAUCCAGAAUGAGCUCACCAUCGGGGCGAAGCUGCAGGAUGCUGAAAUUGCAAAGCUGAUGGACGACCUGGACCGGAACAAGGACCAGGUGGUGAACUUCCAAGAAUAUGUCACCUUCCUGGGGGCCUUGGCUAUGAUCUACAAUGAUGUCCUCCGGGGCUGAAAAUAAAUUGGGAAGGUGGAGACACCCUUUAGCUGGCCUGUCUAGUGGUGGGUAAUUGUACAAUAAAUUUUUUUUUUCAUCAAAUCUA